AUGUCUGCUCCGUUCAAUCUCACGUCACGCUCUCGGAUAGUAUCAGGCGUGACGACCUCGCAGGCCGAAGCACCGAAGAAUUACGUGGAUUACGAUGACGAACCGGAUAAGCUCAAGGGCAUCCUCGCCAACAGCGGUGUCCGCGAACACUCCGUGCUCGACGGGAUAAUGCCGAGCUUCAAACCAGACCUUGCCAUCGGCAGAACGAGCCCUCCCUCGAAGCAAUCGACGCUUUCGCCUAGCGCAUCUGCGGGAGAAAGGUCCAGAUUAAACCGUCAGCCCACUUCUCUACUCUCGGCGACGCACUCUCCAGCGUUCUCUGUCCAAUCUCUUUCACCUCCGUCUUCGCCGGACGGAGCGGGCACAACCUUCGUGGACGUGCCAACGGAGCAUUCUUCUCUGGCCCUUAAAUUCCAUGCAGUACCGGCGCGGACGGGUCCCGGUUGUGGGGUUGUUGCAAUGCAUCUGCUUCCCAAGACUUCGUCCAUUCUGGUUUUGCAAGAGAACGGUGAUUUAGCAGAUAUAUGCUUGGACGACGGCAGUUCGCGUGCGAGCGUUUCAGCCGGUUCGGAGCGCGACGAACAUGCAUGGGAAUGGCACAAUCUUCAUGUCGUAGAGCAAGAACCUGGGAUGCAAACCGGCGACACCAUAUGUAUUGCAUGCGGACGCCAAGACGAGUUGUUCACGGCGUUAGAUUCUCAAGCACAUUCUCAAGCUGAGAACACGACGCGGAUCGUUGUCUUUAUGCAUCGUGCGCAGGAAGAAAGCAACGUUGACCCGCCAACAAUGGACAAAAUCGGCGAGUGGUAUAUAGCCGGAGCAACGGAAGGAAUCGCGCUACACAGGGCUGGCCACGGUUCUUUGUCUUUAAUCUACGUCAAUGCGUCUGGAGACCUCGUAUCACGUCCAUUCAUUCUCCAGCCCAAGGAACCCGCGGCACCGGCAACUAGCUCCGGGCCGAAGACGCAUGCCGAAUCGAUGUCAGAUGGGCACCAUUUGACCCUGCCCAACCCGUUCAAGGUUUUCGCGUCCCGUUCUGCCGAAGAUGUCGUCUUGCUAGAGAAAAACCGGGACGCCGACGACGAUGCUUCGGAAGUAGAGCUGGGCUCGGAUACCGUAUUUGGCAAAGUACUGGAGGAAGGCGAUGCUCUCGAGGCUUGCGUCCGGAGUCGGAGUUAUGAUUACGGCUCAAUUUGCCUCGUAUGGAGUCGCAACCUUCCAGAACAUCUGUCGGGCUGGGAACUCCGUCAAGGGGAGUUGACCAGAGUAUUUGAGACGACUGUCCCAUCAAUUCAAGAUGUCCAAUUCAUCAACGAACGACACUAUGCAUUGGUCUAUGAUGACCACGCUGACGUGUACAGCCUAGAACACGAUUCCUCGACCAGCUCGACCAAGUCGGAAGGAUCAAUCAAAUCGUCCGAACUUCCUGUCCAGCAAAUCUCUUUCCUACCUACAAAGUCUGACAGCGUCGAGCUGGUGUCGCCAUACCAAGCGCUGUCCACACGCAUCACGAGGAAGGCGAGGAGGAAAGUGCAGCUCUACGCUGUCAACAGCGAACAAUCUCCCUCGCAACCAACCGACAAGUCAACGAAAGGGACUACACGGAGCCUUGUGGCCACGCUCUGGCGGUCCGCAUCCUUAACGUCCUCCAACACGAUCAAGAUCCCUGUGGUAACGGCGAUGCUCCCUGUGGAUGUCAACGACAUCAUCUGCGGUUACGACGAUGGAUACCUUCGUCGUACCUCUAUUCCGAAGCUGGCCAACGGUCCCAAUACCUCAGACCCUGCAUCUCUCGUGUCGGAUCUUCCUUUGCAAGGCUAUAUUACAUCCUUGCACCAGACCAGGAAUGAGCGUACUGGGGAGCGCCUCAUAUUCCCGAGUCGUGCAUAUACUCAGCCCGACACCAACAGUGAUCUGAAGAUGUUGGCGAGGUGGACUCUGUUCGUGGUGCCACUGAAGAUCGUCAUACAUAUCGGGGACGCAAAGCUUGGACGCGCUCGGGGAUGCAUUCUGUGCGUAUCUCAAGAUGGUACCAUUGGCACGAUCGCUCUUGACGGGUAUCAAUUUUUGUACCUUGUACCUGGAUCCGAGGCACCGCUAACUCGAGCAUGCCUUGGGGAAGGCAACCUGCUGCUGCUCUAUGCUGACGGUCGGGCUCGUUUGUGGGACACAAACACGCUGGAGUUUUGGCGGUCCAUGUCGCUCGAGAAAGCCGAGGAGAUGCUCAAGCAGAGCGAUUGGGUACAAUGGUCUAUCGAGGACGUCGAUCCUAGUCGGAAUACGUAUCAAGUGCUCCGGACACCGUGUAGCUCUGCGGACGCAGCCUCAACGUUGCUCGUUGACGUCUCGCAAUUGUUGUCUACAAGCUCUGGAGGCGGCAAGUUGAUGUUGGAGACGAUACGCUGUAUCCUCGGCAUGCUCAUGACUCCCGGUCUCAACGUGGAGAUCGACCGCAUAUGCCGAGAUAAAUUGGGCGUAAAACCUGUUGGCAUACCUGUUGGGCGCUCACAUGGUCGAUCGGUAUGCCUUCCGUUCGCUCACGCCCCCGAGGAUACGUGGAGGAUAUCACCGGAAGCAUCGGCGACGCGUUUGCUGGCGAUUGUCUGCCUCUUACGAAUGUUGUCCUCUCACGAAGGAAUGGCGCAUGACGCCAGUACCGUCCUUGCAUUCUAUGCCACUUCUCUGGCUGCGCCGGUGGGCCCGUCUUAUCGACGACCGAGCAUUGUAUUCGUAGCCAACCUCUGGCUCGAUGCAUCGGGAGAGCUUCGACAAGCCAUCCGCGUUGUCAUGGAUGCAGAAAUUGCUGCAUUGUCAGAUGAUGAAACUAUGUCUCUUGCUGACGACUGGGCGCACCACCUGCCUAACCUUCAGCCGGACGCAACGAAACAUUCACGGAUAGCGGCCGUGGCAUUGCUGAUUUGCGGAUCCAUCGCUUCCGAGAAGUACAGCCUUCUGUCCACAAACACGCUAUCAGACGUGUCGAAGUCCAUCGCCGCCUACCUCCACGACGAGGGCUCUCCCCAUCGCGCCCUCGCCAUCGAGCUUUGCGCGCGUGGAUUCGACACGUGGCAGCACUACGUCGAUGCCAUGGCAUUGCUCCGCCGUCUCUUCGCAUUAGCCACCACCUCGUCCAAGGACAGCAUCACGCCGCAGAACGUUGGUCCUCAGGCGCGGCUGGCGGUGCUUCACCUGGCAGGCACGAAUACGCCCCUGUUCAUGACCACGCUCUCUUUGGAGAUUCUGCACCCGCAAAGCAUUCCGGAUAGCAAGGCGGUGAUGCAGAUGGUGGCGUUCCUCAUCCGGAAGAAACCGCUCAUCAUCCUGCCGAACCUACCGCGCCUAGUGGAAGCCGUCAUCAAAUCUCUGGAUCCCAGCCUCACGGCCAAUCGCGAAGCGGUAUUCGAUGCUGCCACUGAGAUCUUGGGUCAGGUGGUCCGCACAUUCCCCACCGUCGACUUUCAUAUGGGCACGCAACGUCUUGCUGUUGGCACUUCCGAGGGCGCCGUCGUCAUGUACGACCUCAAGACGGCGACCCGCCUGUACGUGCUGGAAGGCCACAAGAAGCGACCGGCGGGCCUCAGCUUCUCGCCCGACGGCCGGAGACUGGUAACGGUCUCACUCGACGAGAGUGUCGUGCUCGUGUGGAAGGUCGGAAGCAGCUUCACCAGCCUUUUCAACCCAGGAGCACCUCCGAGGCAAGGCAAGGGCGGCUCGGACCCCUUCAAGACUUUGCCCUUCAACGUCGGGGAUCAAGCUCAUAUGUCCCUGGCUGCAACUCUGGAUCUUAUCCGCUUCGAAUGGCCCUCGGAUCGUAGUGUGAAGCUAAAAAUUCGAGAUAGCACACUGACGUUCAGCACAUAG
Punctularia strigosozonata HHB-11173 SS5 is the source of this 3861-nucleotide messenger RNA. RefSeq lists its product as uncharacterized. The transcript is spliced from 20 exons. Lineage: Eukaryota; Fungi; Basidiomycota; Agaricomycetes; Corticiales; Punctulariaceae. The coding region runs from base 1 to 3861 and encodes 1286 amino acids. Gene Ontology annotation, molecular function: protein binding. Gene Ontology annotation, cellular component: cytoplasm. The record is from RefSeq and is a predicted model, not a curated record.